Molecule: messenger RNA, 6097 nt
Organism: Magallana angulata
Lineage: Eukaryota; Metazoa; Mollusca; Bivalvia; Ostreida; Ostreidae
Product: RNA-binding protein Musashi homolog Rbp6-like
Exons: 15
Coding region: 100-1386 (428 amino acids)
Cellular component (GO): cytoplasm
Molecular function (GO): RNA binding
Source: RefSeq, a predicted model, not a curated record
GCCCACCCACAAUGGUUCUAGUAGAUCUUUGAGCUAUUCCCACGUGCAGGAGUUUCUUUACAGUGUAGUGUUAGAUAGGAGUAGUGUACAGUAGACAACAUGAAGAUGGACCCUACAAACCCUCAAUCCCCAACAAAUGGCUCGUUGGAUGGAGAUGUCCCGAAUGAUCCUGGGAAAAUGUUUAUUGGGGGACUAAGUUGGCAAACUACAGUCGAAUCAUUAAAAGACCAUUUUGGCCGUUUUGGCGAAAUUAAAGAAGCAAUGGUCAUGAAGGACCCAACUACAAAACGAUCCCGGGGAUUUGGAUUUGUCACAUAUAAGGACCCAGCUAGUGUAGAUACCUGUUUAGAGAACGGACCUCACAUACUUGACAAUAAAACGGUCGAUCCAAAAGUCGCAUUUCCAAGAAAAGCCCAACCAAAGAUGGUCACCAGGACAAAGAAGAUAUUUGUUGGAGGACUCUCAGCAGCCACAACAGUGGAAGACGUCAAAAACUACUUCUCACAGUAUGGAAAGAUUGAAGAUGCCAUGCUUAUGUUUGACAAGACAACAAAUCGCCAUAGAGGGUUUGGAUUUGUAACCUUUGAGAAUGAAGAUGUGGUGGACAAGGUGUGUGAAAUCCACUUCCACGAGAUCAACAAGAAAAUGGUUGAGUGUAAGAAAGCUCAGCCCAAAGAGGUGAUGCUACCCACCACCCUGGCGCGUGGGAGGGGCACCCUGACCAGGGGGGCGUAUGUGACGGAGGAUGGCGAAAUCGUCUUGGGCGAAAUUCCACAAGAAUUAAUUAUGCCGGAACUGUGCUAUCUGCCGACAGGAUUGCCUAGCUACCCCUAUGGUCGUGGAUUUCCUACUCUGGCCCCAGCAGGCUAUUAUUAUCCAGGCUUCCCUGGUUAUCCCACUGGUUUAAUACAAACCCCCACUGCUACCCCCGGUGAGCGACAGGUCUCCCCUGCCAUAUAUGCAGAUAUUGGUGCUACCACUAGCCCCCUGGCCACCAACGCCCUACAAAUACAACGCAGUGAGCCCUCCCCACUGCCAGUCAGUAACUCCCCCCUGGCUAGGGUGGGAGAACAGCUGCUAACAGCACAGAGAACAGCCAUGAUCAACAGCCUUGGACACCAGGGUUUCCCCACCGCUACCUCCCCCAGCACCCGCUCCGUGCCCCUCACCACCAGCCCGGGCCCAGUGGACACAUUCAUUGCCCAGGAUGGGCUGGGCUACAUCCAGGCCACCAGCCCACAGCCCACGGGCUUUGCUCUCAACACUGCAUAUGGUAUACACGACGGCCUAGGAUACGUUGAUGCCACUAGUUCAAAUAGAUACAUUCACGAUGUGUUAAGUAAGGCACAACUGAUUCCACAGGGAUUUCAGAAUGGCUAUCACUAAAUACCAGAUAGACCCAAUCAUAUGCAACGCCAUCGGCACACUACGGACGCAUACAGUAUGCAGCAAAUGUAAUCUCAUUGCUGAUUGAUUGAUAAAUGUUAAAUUUGGUGGGAAUGGUGAAAGGAUUUCUGAACCCUAAUGUUUAAACAACUUGAAGAAAUGGCACAUAUAUAUGUGAUCAAUCUUCUUAUCUUUUUUUUUAAUCAAUUUUACUGGCUUUUAUGAACUUUAUGAUAUGAUGUAUAUAUGAUGUAAAAAUGUUUUAACUUUUUUUGUUUUAUUUUAAACCCUCAUUUUGAUUUGUUCAUUUAUCUCAUGUGCGAUUCAUAUGAAGAUCAGGCGAAAUUUGUGAAAUAUUUGAAGCAUUUAUUCAAUGGUAGUAUUUAUUGCUAGAAUUAAAUGUUUUUCGUAUGAACCGUUUCAUCUCAUUAAGGUCACAAAAAAUUGAGGGAACUACCAAACAUUUUCAGUUAUGUCAUCUUCAUUGAAUUUACUUACAAGUUGUUUACAGUUUUUAUAAGCAAAAAUUUUACACUUAAUUUCACAAAUUUUGCAAAAUAGCCCCGAUGUUUGAAUUUGGAAAAUUCAUUGCAAUAACGAUUGAAAAUGUUAAGCCUUUUUUAGAUUCUAACUUUUAUGUGGAGCAGUUUUUUUUUAUUCACAUAUAUAUAUAUAUAUAUUUCCUUAAUUUUUGACUGCGAAUGCUGGCCAAAGACUGAACUACAUGUUCUUGUAGUCAUGUUGGUGAAGAUCGUUCACUUCAAUUGUGUGAUAUUAGUGUUAAUUAUCCAAAGCAUAUAACUCUCAGCAAUAAAGACUUAAGUGAAUUUUUUUGGUAAUCAUUACAUUGUUAUGUAUUACAUUAUGUGAUAUUGCAGCAGAUCUGAUCGUAGUUAGACACACCAUGUGUAGAGUGGAUAUCCUUUAUUUAUUUGCUCUUUUAUUUUUCCGCGAUUUUUUUUUUUUUUACACACAAAAAAACUGUCCCACUUUGUUCUUGUGAAAAUUCAAGGGUUGUGUUCAGUUUUUUUUAUUAUUAUACAUGCACAGGUAUCUAUCUUUUUUUUCUUUUUUGCAACAAAAUGUGUUUCUUUGACUUUUGUUUCCUUGGAGACUACUUCUCUAGUCAACCUGUUCAGACUAGACCGUAUUCUUUGUGUAUACGAUAAUUUUGUCAAAAGAAUUUAACCUUUGUGUGAAAAACCUGUUUUUGGAAACUUGUAAAUUUUUUUAAAAAAUAUUUAAAACAAACUUGUUGCUGUGGGUGUUUUCGUCUCGGUCCAUGUUUUAUUCUCUAUGGUUGUCAAUUGUCGCUGAAUAUUUCUCUGCGUUUCUCAAGAACAAUGGGAAAAAAUGUGACAUAAACCCUGGGCGUGUGUAUGGUAGUGUAGAUUGCUUCCUUUUUUUUUUUAUUAAAUCUAUGAUAGUCGGGUGUUCACUAGCAGUAUGAAUGUGUGAUCAUUCUGGUUUAUAUACUGUAGUAAUGUAGUAACGUUAUAUGAAAGAGCAAAUGUGCUAAGAUUUUACGCAAGUUUUUAUUAUUAUAUUAAAUGAUUGUUGGAUUUUUUUUUAAUUUCAAUACUAAAGGUUGUUAUACAGGGGGACUAAAAACAUUUUUAUCCUUUAUUGUUGUAUGACCAGGGGAAAGGGGGAAUCAAGGAGUAGAAUUGUCACUGGUUCCAAAGGUCAACUGUGAAAAGCUUGAUAUCUGAAGCAUUUAGUUGUCUUGUAAUUUUACAAAUAAACUGAAAAGGAACAACCAAGCCCAAGCUAUAUGGAAAAAAAAAAAAAAAAUAAUGGCAUUGGAGGUUGGUGACAAUUCUACUUUGAAGUUAUUACUUGUUUGUACAGAUGAUGUCACAUAUACAUUGUAUUGUUGAUCAACUUAAUUUACCAAAAAAAACCUCAUUCUAAACUUUUAUCAUUUUAUAUACAUACUUAUGUAUUCAGCCUACUUUCUUUACCCACUCGCUUUCACUGUAUUAUUGGUUGUGUUUUUAUUGGGGCAUUUUAAAAAAGGAUCUUGUGAGAAAAAAUCGCAAAGUUUACAUUUUAUCCGAUUUUUAUUUUUAAGAAACAUUUUUUUUCUAUAUGUAAAUUAAUAUUUUGAUAUUUUAUUUUGACUUUUGGUGGGUAGAGAAGGUACGGUUUUGGAUUUUACAUUUUAUGAUUCACACCUAUAUGUGGUAGAGUAGUGGUUUGUAUAGUAGACUAGUUUUCAUCACCAUUGCUUUUGGGCAGGGUAUCAUCUGUGUAUAUAUAUAUACUAUGUACGUUAUGACAUGUAACAUUUAUCUUUCUAUAUAUAUAUAUAUUAUAUAUCUAUAUUCACUAUAUUGACUCCUUACAGUGGACUAUGAUAUUUCUCUCAAUUUUGAGAGAUUUAUCCUAUUAACUUUUUUUUUAAUUAUUACGAAAGAAAAAAAAAACCCAAAAGCACAGUUGUGCGAAAAGAUUGAAAAUGAGGCUGGCAAAUCUGAAUGAUUGGUCUGGGUUUUUACGUGUAAUGAUCAGUGAAAAAGAAGUGGGUGAAAUCUAGCCUCAUUUUCAAACUUUCCUCUGUGAUAUUGAUUGUGUGUAUAUAUAUAUACAUACACUUCAUUUUUGUCUGACUUUUCGUUGCCAUGAGGAGGGUCGAUCCAGGUUUUUUAAAUCCUUUUAUGCAUCCAAAAAAAAAAAAUCAUUAUGAUAAAAUAAGAUUUGUCAUGGUAACAAGACAGACAUUUAUGAUUGAAAAUAAUUCACUUAUAUUAACCAAGAAAAAUUAUGCCUUAGUGCUAAUUGUAAGAAAAAAAUUAUGUAUACCAACAUUUAUCAGGGUCCAAAAAUGUCUCAAAAUCACAAAUUAUGAUUUGUGAGUAUUCAAUGUAGAAAGUCAAACAAAGUUUAUGUGUAAAUGCUGUUCAUGUUUUUUUUUAUUUCUAUCAACUGAAUAUACUAUUGAAGAUUUAUCUUAAAUGACAAAAAGAAGUGUACAUAUGGUCAUAUUUAAUUUUCAUUAUCUGUAGUUUGAGAACAUAGAGGACUCGUUGCUAAGGAACAGAACUAGGUGACCUUCGAAAUGCUUUCACUUUCGCUUCAAUCUGAAUAGAGAGAAAAAAACAAAAACGUUUCACAAAGGAAUUGACAAAGAUUGAGAAAAGUGACUCGGUGUUUUGAAAUGCAGACACUGUGAAGCGGCCCUGUUAUUGUUCCUUGGCAGGGGGUGUUAGAAAGACUGAAAUCAUUCGUCGGCAGGUUCAAUCAACGUGGAGUUUUAACAAAAAACAUUAUAAAAAACUUGUCAAAAAGUUUACAACAGCGUGGAUGAAUGGUUUAGACAAAACAUUCCCUAAUAUGAGAUGCAGGUCACUUAACAACUGUCUACGUCACCUCUGCGCUUGAAAGUGUUGGUUACCAGGAAGUCAGUGAUGAUGAUGACCCCCUUUUUUCCAAAUCAACUAUUUUUUUUUUUCCAUUUUUGGUCCACCUGCCCAGUUUACAGUAGUCACAAAAUUUGUUUUUGUCUUAGAAAUCUAUACUUAAUUUUGACCAGGAUGAAAAAGACAGGUGUUUUGGGAAAAUGGGAGUUAUCAAAAUGGGACUUUCGAGCCUAAAAUCUCAGGGACUCUAUCUGCUAAAUCUGUAACAAGCAUAGGUACAUGUGUAAAGACUAUAUAAUUGUAGAAUUAGUAGCCUAGGAUCACAAGUUUCCAAGUUGCAGCUAUUUCUGUGCCAUGGAAUCGCCUCAUUAAGCACUGUCUCAAUGCACACAAGGCAUAUAUAUGUAUAAGGCCCUUUUAACUUGUGGUUAGUGUCUAUGUUGUUGUCUUGGGGGAAACGCAUCUCAAAAAAAUUAGAUAAAAGAGAAUUCCCGCCAUAGAUCUGCCUUGAGGUGCUAAGUUAUAGUGCAAUAGUUGGUGUUUAAAAGUAAAUAUUGGCAUUCAUUCUCACCAAGUCUGGGAGUGGAUGUCGAUGCUUUUUGUAAGAGUUCUUAUUUGUGGGGAAUAUAUAUGUGUGACCUAUAUGGGUACUUAGCGUAGAACAAAUAAUAUAGAAUAGGACAAACAAAACCUGUAAUACGUAUAUUUAUGGUGUGUUUUAAUAUAUUUUAUGAAAUCUUAAAAACCACACUUUUAAGGGCAGAGAUGACCGAAGAAUACCAAACCCUAGUCCCUUCAUUGUACAGUAAUGUCGGAGUAUUCGUCUGCUUCGUAGUUCUUGUACAGAUUUCUGAAUUUGUUUUAGAGCCUUUGUUAUGUGACCUGUAUUUCUAUUUUGAGUAGAGUAGACUAACUUAGAUUAGUUUAUUUAUUUGACUGAAGUGGCGACUUUACAAAGGGUAUAUUCAAACCAUUAUGGCAAAGUAAUGAAAAGCAAAUAUGUGCCAAAGACUAGUUUCUAUGUGGCCAAGUCCGCACUUUUCUUGAAAUAGGUGAAAUAUGUGAUGUCGGGGUUUUGUUUGAAGUCAUUCAACUUUCAAGUCGAUAUUUUGACCUGUUAAGAACUUUUUUGACUUGGGAGUAUGAUGUCAUUAGGGGACCACGUUUUCUGUGGACUUUGUAAAAAACAAACCUUGGGAAAAAUCUUCAUUGUUUUCUUUCUCAGCACACAUAACCUUCACCGACCAAUAACCUGAUUAUCUCUGAUUCACCCAAGGUAUUAUGUCUUGACCUUUGUAUAGUGUAUUUGUGAAAAAGAGUCAACUGAAAUAAAAACGGUAUAUUCAGAA